AUGUCCACAAAAAACAAUAAUGAUAAAUCUCCGCAUGCGUCCCCCACUAAUCCCAUGCCAUUUCCUAUGGAUUUUGAUCUUAUUGCGAUUCAACAGAGCAUCAACAACUAUUUAAUACCAUACUUUCACACCACCUGCGAAUUCUUGGUCCUCCAUUAUCGACUCCAUACACCUGACUGGUUACAAACUCGAGGCGAUGUAAUUCACGAAUUCUUAAGAGGUCAUCAGUUAUUGAGCGACUAUUUAUUGUCGUUUGCGUUUUGGUAUAGUUUGCCGCUUUUGUGGUUCUUGGUUUGGUCUGUUGGCGGGUUUUUGAUUACGGCAUUUAUUGGAGUCACAAUGUUUGUUGUAACAAACGGAUUUAUUAUAGGUUCGGCGUCUCUAGUAAUAACUCCGUUUUUCAUAUUUGCUAUUAUGGCUAGUUUCAUGACAACUUUUGCCAUUUCGGUGGGCAGAGUUGCAAUGAGGCUUCGACAAGCAACAAAGACGAUUGACGUCAACAACCCUUCUGGGUUUUUUGGUAUUUCAAAUCAAGAAAUCGAAAUCUUGAAAGAGGAAUUAAACGAGAAAGUUUAUAAAGAGGUACUAAAUGAAGACGAGCAACAGAAGUAUCUUGAAAUGAAUGAUCUGAAAAAUUUUGCGGAGAAUGCUUUAAAGAAACUAGAAUAUUUGUUAGCGGAAAAUAAUUACCUUCGUCAAAACCUCGAAAUAUAA
Ambispora gerdemannii is the source of this 714-nucleotide messenger RNA. The record is from the annotation of a GenBank genome assembly. NCBI's taxonomy places the organism in Eukaryota, Fungi, Glomeromycota, Glomeromycetes, Archaeosporales, Ambisporaceae.